Messenger RNA from Melanotaenia boesemani (Boeseman's rainbowfish), 834 nucleotides. RefSeq lists its product as uncharacterized. The record is from RefSeq and is a predicted model, not a curated record. Bases 1 to 612 code for a protein of 203 amino acids. The transcript has 4 exons. Lineage: Eukaryota; Metazoa; Chordata; Actinopteri; Atheriniformes; Melanotaeniidae.
AUGCGCUACACGGUCCAGAUCGAGGCUUUGGCUGUGUCCGAAUGGACGGAUGAAGACGUGGAGAGGCUAGUCCCCCUCCGUGUGGCGGAGGACCACCUCUUUAAUGGGAGGAGGUUUGCUUCGGCUGCCGGCUGGGAGGCUGUGCUGCAGAAAAUGGGGCUGAGCCGGGAGGUCAGCCCUGCCCGGGCAGCCAAAAAGUGGGAAAACCUAAAAAAAACCUACAAGGAGCUCAGGAAACCACCCACAGGAACUGGCACUGAGACGGAGGAGCCCACUGCUGCAUCAUGGAAGUGGUUCUCCCUGAUGGAUGAGGCGAUAGGCAGCAAACCGUCUGUACGGCCUCCCUGCCUUAUUGCUUCAUCCUGGGAGGAGAGCCCUUCCACGUCUGUGGCACCCUCCUCUGUCUCAGUACCACAUGAUGAGGAAGAUGAGGGCGAGAGCAGCACCCCUGCCAAGCGGCCGAGGCUCGAGAGUCUUCUCCAUUUUCUGGAGAAGGCAGAGAAGAGAGAGGAAGAGAGAGAAAAGAGAGAAGAGGAAAGGGAGAAAAAGGAGGAGGAAAGGCAGGAGAGAUUGUUGUCUCUAUUAGAAAAAAUAAUUGAGAAAAUUAAAUAAAAUGUUGGAACAUUUAAUGAUGAGUUCUUUUUAUUUAAAAUAAAAAUAGAAACUCAAACAAUAAACUUAUACAUAACUUAUAACAGGGGAUAUUUCAAUUAUAGUUACAUUUUUAAAGGCAUAUUUAUAGGGACACACUUAUUCUACUAAAACUAUUUACACUUGUGUCUUUUGAAAUGUUUUUUACAUAUUUAAUUUGCUGUUUGACUUCAGAACAAAACA